Messenger RNA from Lycium barbarum (goji berry), 438 nucleotides. RefSeq lists its product as uncharacterized. Bases 1 to 438 code for a protein of 145 amino acids. The transcript has a single exon. Gene Ontology annotation, molecular function: nucleic acid binding. The record is from RefSeq and is a predicted model, not a curated record. Lineage: Eukaryota; Viridiplantae; Streptophyta; Magnoliopsida; Solanales; Solanaceae.
AUGACGGAUAACUACAAAGGUUGGCACAAGCAAUUGCCUUGUGCUUUACUGAGAUACCGUACUACGGCCAGAACUCCAACAGGAGAAACUCCAUACCUGCUGGUCUAUGAUACUGAAGCGGUUGUACCUGCCAAGGUCAAGACACCUUCCUUAAGGAUCAUCCAAGAAGCAGAAUUAGAUAAUGCUAAAUGGGUCCGGGCUCGAUAUGAGCAAUUGUCUUUAGUUGACGAGAAAAGGAAGGUCAUCGUAUGUCACAGUCAACUAUACCGACAAAGGAUGGCAAGAGCCUUCAACAAACGAGUCAGAACUCAACUUUUCCAAAUUGGACAGUUGGUGCUCAAAAGAUUUUUCCCGCACCAAGAUAAUACAAAGGGAAGUUCGCUCCCAACUGGCAAGGUCCUUAUGUGGUCCGCAAAGUACUCUCCGGAAGAGUGGUAG